AGCUGGGUGAGGGUUCGGGGUCCCUGCUGACGGGCCUCCCUUCCCCGUCCGGCCUUGGUCUGUCUGUCUGUCCCGGGGAGGCUGCGGCCUGCUCGGCCCUCCAGGCCCUCUGCGCAUGCGCCUUCCAAAACGGGGCAGCCAGGUUGCUGACACCCCCCCCCCCUCCACUGACUGACAGCCUGUCACUGGGCACAAGUCAAAGGGCUGGUGAUGGCCUUUCAAGCCCUGGAUGGUUCAGGUCCAGACUGUUUGGCUGAUCCCAUCUCAUGGGCUACGCUUUUGGGAUGUUGUGUUUUAGAGGCACUGAUGUAUUAAUUCCUUGGGAUUGGAAUGCAUUUGAUUGUAUAUUGUUGGGAUUGGUCCCCAUAGAAACCACCCCAAGUCCCCUCGCAGAGAUGGCGCGGGAUACAAAAAUAAAGUUGUUGUUGUUAUUAUUAUUAUUUGAAACAUAACAAGAUGAGUCCACAGCAGACACUCUGCUGGCUGUCUUGGAUCACACCUCGGACACUUCCCCAAUGUCUAGGACUGUGUGAUGUAUUGGCGAGUAAUGCGUGCCUCUCCCAAGAAGGUGGCCUUCUGCAGCUGGCAGAGGGUAAUUUUGUCAGCGCCGGUUGUGUUUAAGGGCAGGCCAAGGUUUUUAGCCACUGCACCCACUGGGACCACCUUGACUGGCUUGUGCCAGAGUCCUUGUAAUUCGAUCUUUAAAUCCUCAUAUCAUGUCAGCUUUUCUAGUUGUUUCUCCUCAAUCCUGCUGUCACCUGGGAUGACAAUAUUGACAGUCCAUACUUUUUUUUAACACGAUCGUGAGGUCAGGGGUCUUGUGCUCCAAAACCCUGUCUGUCUGAAUUCGGAAGUCCCAGAGUAGCUUGACAUGUUCAUUCUCUGUAAUGUUUUCGGGCUUGUGAUUCCACCAGUUCUUUGUUGCAGGCAGAUGGUAUUUGUGGCACAAGUUCCAAUUAAUCAUCUGAGCAACGGUGUUCUGCCUCUGCUUGUAGUCUGUCUGUGCAAUCUUUCUGCAGCAGCUGAGGGUGUGAUCUAUUGUUUCAUCUGUUUAUUAUUAUUAUUAUUAUGGAGCUCCUGAUCUGCUGAACUGCUGUUGUUGCUGCUUUUCCCUUUUUGACGGCUUUGUCCUUUUUUGGAAAUGGCAACAGACGCAUAACCCGGACCCUUCCCUCGGCAGAGAGGGCCGUCCUGCGGAAAGAAGGGCGUCUGCAGGGAGGGAUUGGCGGAGGCCGUGCAGAAGAAGCUCCAGGCCGAAGUGGAGAAGGAACAGCAGGUGCCAAAAGCAGCUUAGAUACCCAGCGAUGCCCGUGUUAUGUCUUUUGUGGUGAUACAUACCUGAAGAAGUCCUUGUUUUUGGGUUUUUAGAAAACGCCUAAGGAUGUGGGUAAGCUCCUCCUCCCACCGUCACCUGUCUUUGCCCCCCUUUGACUCUGGGAAAUCUUAAUCUCCCAACAUCAUGGGUCAAUUCUCCAGAAUCCACACUUUUAGAGUUGAUAAUCAUGGUUACGUGUGUCCAGAUCCAUUCUAGAAUCCCAGAAAAAUAGCGUUCGAAGAGACCCCGUGGGCCAUCCAGUCCAACCCCAUUCUGCCAAGAAGCAGAGAAAAUGCAUUCAAAGCAUUGUGGGUGUUGUGUAUAGAGCUCUUUCCUAGUGGGUGAACUGCAACUGCCCACAUUGUGGGUCAGUUUCCCUCAAACUCUGUAAAUACUCAAAGCUGAUCUUGUUGGUAAUGGGUGUCACGUUUGGUCCAGAAUCAUGGUCACUUGGGUUCACAGUGCUCUCUGGAUGUGGGUGAGUUAUAGCUCUGAAAAAAUUGUUCGGGGUCUGUGUGCUGCAUUUGGUCCAGAUCCAGCACUGAUGGGAUUUGCAGUGGCCUUUGGAUGUGAGUGUAUGUACUUCCCGUGCCAUCAUCCUGGGUCCACCCUCCACUAAACCCUACCUGGACUUAGAGUGGGUCAUUGGGGAGGGGGGGUGUUGUGCCACAUUAUUUAUUUAUUUGUUUGUUUGUUUCAGCAUUUUUAUCCCGACCUUCUCACCCCCAAGGGGGGACUCAGGGCGGCUUACAAAUAGAAACAAGUACAGUAGAGUCUCACUUAUCCACUUUUCUUGGUACAGUAAAACCGUGCUCGUUCGAGCCUCCGUGCAAUCCGAGCAGGUGAACAGGGAGGGGCUGCAACGCCCCCCCCCCCCCCCGUUCACCUGCUCGCUGGCUGGCUAGGUGUGCCUGUUGCUAGAUAGAUAGCAAGCUACCUAGCAACACGCACAGGGCGCUCGCCCCUUGGGAGGUGCCCCCUGCGUGUUGCUAGGUAGCUUGCUAUCUACCUAGCAACACACACGGCUGGCUCCUUCGCCACGCUUUUGCCGCCCUCCCCCUUCACCCACUCAAUGCUGGCCCAAACGCCCGCCGAACGGAGAGGUUUCCUCUUCCCUGGGUCCAAGCGGCCGCCAAAGGGAGAGGAAACCUGGCAAUCCGAGUGAUCUGGCUUGACCAAGCUGAGGUUGGCCUGUUUAACUUGGACUACCGAGGUUCUACUGUAAUUGGCUUUCUCCCCCACCCAUUACCGCCCUCCACCCUGCCGUCCCCACAACCCUCCAGCACCCUAAGGCACAAAAUGCAAAUGCAGUUGCCAAGUGCAAAGGGUGCAGGAGCAGCAUGAGUAUAGGGACUCGAUUUAAAACUAAAGUGCAAAGCAGGCUAUGAGGUAUUAUAAUUGAUGGGCGAGUGCCUUCAGUGUAAUUUCAUAAAGUCCCAACACAGGACCAAUUGAGGUAGAAUUAAAUUUAGCAGCAGAGAACAUUCGUUAUGGCAGCAACAUUCAAUGUUGUUAGUCAGUGUUCACAGCAGGGCAGACUCACAGUUCCGAUGGAACCUUAUUUAUUUAUUUACAGUAUUUAUAUUCCACCCUUCUUUCUCACCCCGAAGGGGACUCAGGGCGGAUUACAAUGAACACAUAAAUGGCAAACAUUCAAUGCCAACAGACAAACAACAUACAUUAGACAGACUCAGAGGCAUUUUUAACAUUUUUCCAGCUUCACGAUUCCGGCCACAGGGGGAGCUGUUGCUUCACCGUCCAGUCGUGGCUGUACUUCCUCAUUCCUUUCCUCGUGUUUUGCUGGCAGUAUUUUAUGGUGUUGUAAAUUAGCCUCCCGCAUAAAGCGUCCCUAAAUUUCCCUAAUUGACAGGUGCAACUGUCUUUCGGGGCUGCAUAGGUCAACAGCAAGCCGGGGCUUUUAAUGGUCGGAGGCUUAACCCGACCCGGGCUUCAAACUCAUGACCUCUCGGUCAGUAGUGAUUUAUAGCAGCUGGUUACUAGCCAGCUGCGCCACAGCCCGGCCCCUUAAUAGUUAAUAUUAUGAUGUUAGAUCAUGCAGGGGGGGGGGGUCAAGAGGAAUGGCCUUUCAGCAUGACUGCGGUUUGUUGGUGUUCCACAGUCAUGGCUGUUUGGUCCGGAUCCACCACUGACGGGGUCUCUGGAUGUGGAUGCUGCCCCUGCCAUUCCUGCCCGCAGGCCCUGCUGAUGGGAAUAACAACCACAGUCCUAGCCCUAGAGACACGUGGGAAGGGUGCGAGGAGGUGGGAUCCCGUGGAGGGGGGGGGGGGCGGCAGAGGGGCCUCGUCUGGCCCAAACUACUUGUCUGAACGUAUCUCCUCUUAUGAACGAACUAGGUUGUUGAGAUCAUCUGGGGAGGCCCUGCUCUCGAUCCCACCUGCCUCACAGGCUCGUCUGGUGUGAACGAGGGACAGGGCCUUCUUGGUAGUGGCUCCCCGGCUGUGGAAUGCUCUCCCCAGUACUAUUCGACAAGCCCCAACACUCCUAAGUUUUAGGAAAGCAGUGAAGACAUGGCUGUGUGCUCAAGCGUUUGAGGAAUAAGUAUCUGAGGUGAUAUGGCUUGAAUCAAGGCGUCCGUGAAAGGCGUCAGUGGAUGAAUCUAAUUACACAUGCUUUUUAACACUUUAUAAUUCGUGUUUUAGUAGAGUUCAUAUAGUUUUUAAUUGAUUUUUGUAUUGUUUUAUUGAACUGGGCCGGGCUGUGGCGCAACUGGCUAGUAACCAGCUGCAAUAAAUCACUACUGACCGAGAGAGAGGUCAUGAGUUCGAAGCCCGGGUUAAGCCCCCAACCAUUAAAUAGCAUAGCUUGCUGUUUACUUAUGCAGCCCGAAAGACAGUUGCAUCUGUCAAAUAGGAAAUGUAGGUAUGCUUUAUGUGGGGAGGCUAAUUUAACUAAUUUACAACUGCCAGCAACAUGCCGGAAGAGGAAUGAGGAAGUACAGUCAGUAGUGGACGGUGAAGCAACAACUCCCCCUGUGGCCGUAAUCGUGAAGCUGGAAAUGUUAAAGGCCUCUGUGUGUGUCUAUACUGUAUGUUGUUUGUCUGAUGGCAUUCGCCGGCCAGGAACGGGCCGCAGCACCAGCCAGCGCCAGGAUCAGCCCCAGGGGCAGGAGGGAGUCUGCCUGGAGACCGGUGACGCGGCGAGACGGGAGCAGGUUCCCAUUGGCGGGUCCCUGGGAGUUCUCAUCAGUGGAAAAGGGCCAGGGGAGAUUCUGCCCGGAGACCGAUGACGUCAGAGUGGAAGGCGAGUUCCCAUUGGCUGGUUGGUCCCUGGGAGUUCUCAUCAGUGGAAAAGGGCCAGGGGAGAUUCUGCCCGGAGACCGAUGACGUCAGAGUGGAAGGCGAGUUCCCAUUGGCUGGUUGGUCCCUGGGAGUUCUCAUCAGUGGAAAAGGGCCAGGGGAGAUUCUGCCCGGAGACCGAUGACGUCAGAGUGGAAGGCGAGUUCCCAUUGGCUGGUUGGUCCCUGGGAGUUCUCAUCAGUGGAAAAGGGCCAGGGGAGAUUCUGCCCGGAGACCGAUGACGUUAGAACUGAAGGCGAGUUCCCAUUGGCAGGUCCCUGGGAGUUCUCAUCAGUGGAAAAGGGCUGGGGGAGAUUCUGCCCGGAGACCGAUGGCGUCAGAGUGGAAGGCGAGUUCCCAUUGGCGAGAAUUUUGAAAAGCAAGGGAGAGAUGGAAAGAAAGGGGGAGAGAGGGAGGGAAGGGCAGGACAUACAUACACCCCCCUCUCUCUCUAUUUAUCUCUCUCCCUCCCUCCCUCCCUCCCUCUCUCUGGGGCUCCACUGCCGUUGAACUCCCGAGAAGCCCCGCCUCUCUAUGGGUCUCCUGCCCGCGGCCGCCAUGUUUGCUCCGGGCGGAAGUCCAGCGAGAGGAGGCGGCCUCUGUUUCCUAGAGAGGCGGGCGGGCGGGCGACGCUUUCCCUGUGAGCUCACUUCCGGAGGAGGAAGGGGACGGUGAGGGAGCGAGCGAGCGAGCGAGCGCGGGAAGAAGCCUGAGGAAAAAGUCUGAGGCGGCGACCCAUAACCCGGACCCUUCCCUCGGCAGAGAGGGCCGUCCUGCGGAAAGAAGGGCGUCUGCAGGGAGGGAUUGGCGGAGGCCGUGCAGAAGAAGCUCCAGGCCGAAGUGGAGAAGGAACAGCAGGUGCCAAAAGGUAACCUCUAAACGAACCUUAUGAAGAAAACAUUGCCCUUUGCCUUUCGUCUGAAAUGAAAGUACGCAGGAUUAACAAGAACAAGAAAUGAAUUGGAGAAAUUAUAUUUCAAGCUACAUACCUUUAAAUGUAAGGAAAGGGAGGAUUGUGCUGUAAAAAGAGGGGUUGGUAAAGAGAAAAUAAGGCUACAGCAAUACAGAGACUGGGAAGAGGAAAUGUCCUAUUCAGGAGUCCAUAUCUCUGAACUUCAGGCAUAAUAUUAGAAUAAUAAAUGUUAAAAAAAUGGAAACUUCAUUGUCAAAAUCACACACAGGGGAGAAGCGACAUAAUUGUAAGGACUGUGGGAAAUGUUUCAUUGAGAGAAGUUCUCUUGCUAAACAUCAACGAACUCACACAGGAGAGAAGCCAUAUACAUGCAUGGAAUGUGGAAAGAGAUUCAGUGAGAGUGGAAAUCUACGCACCCAUCAAAGGACUCACACAGGGGAGAAGCCAUAUAAAUGCAUGGAAUGUGGAAAGAGCUUCAGUCGGAGUGGAGAUCUACGCACCCAUCAAAGGACUCACACAGGGGAGAAGCCACAUACAUGCAUGGAAUGUGGAAAGAGCUUCAGUCAGAGUGGAGAUCUACGUAUCCAUCAAAGGACUCACACAGGGGAGAAGCCACAUACAUGCAUGGAAUGUGGAAAGAGCUUCGGUAAGAGUGGACAUCUGCGUAUCCAUCAAAGGACUCACACAGGGGAGAAGCCACAUACAUGCAUGGAAUGUGGAAAGAGCUUCAGUCAGAGUGGACAUCUGCGUAUCCAUCAAAGGAUGCACACAGGAGAGAAGCCACAUACAUGCAUGGAAUGUGGAAAGAGCUUCAGUCGUAGUGGAAGUCUACGCACCCAUCAAAGGAUUCACACAGGGGAGAAGCCACAUACAUGCAUGGAAUGUGGAAAGAGAUUCAGUGAGAGUGGACAUCUGCGCACCCAUCAAAGGACUCACACAGGAGAGAAGCCACAUACAUGCAUGGAAUGUGGAAAGAGCUCCAGUCGGAGUGGAAGUCUACGCACCCAUCAAAGGAUUCACACAGGGGAGAAGCCACAUACAUGCAUGGAAUGUGGAAAGAGAUUCAGUGAGAGUGGACAUCUGCGCACCCAUCAAAGGACUCACACAGGGGAGAAGCCAUAUAAAUGCAUGGAAUGUGGAAAGAGCUUCAGUAAGAGUGGAAAUCUACACACCCAUCAGAGGACCCACACAAGGGAGAAGCCACAUACAUGCAUGGAAUGUGGAAAGAGCUUCAGUAAGAGUGGAAAUCUACGCACCCAUCAAAGGACUCACACAGGAGAGAAGCCACAUACAUGCAUGGAAUGUGGAAAGAGCUUCAGUCGGAGUGACUAUCUACGUUCCCAUCAAAGGACUCACACAGGAGAGAAGCCACAUACAUGCAUGGAAUGUGGAAAGAGCUUCAGUGAGAGUGGAGAUCUGCAUAUCCAUCAAAGGAUUCACACAGGGGAGAAGCCACAUACAUGCAUGGAAUGUGGAAAGAGCUUCAGUAAGAGUGGACAUCUGCGUAUCCAUCAAAGGACUCACACAGGGGAGAAGCCACAUACAUGCAUGGAAUGUGGAAAGAGCUUCAGUCAGAGUGGAGAUCUACGUAUCCAUCAAAGGACUCACACAGGGGAGAAGCCACAUACAUGCAUGGAAUGUGGAAAGAGCUUCGGUAAGAGUGGACAUCUGCGUAUCCAUCAAAGGACUCACACAGGGGAGAAGCCACAUACAUGCAUGGAAUGUGGAAAGAGCUUCAGUCAGAGUGGACAUCUGCGUAUCCAUCAAAGGAUGCACACAGGAGAGAAGCCACAUACAUGCAUGGAAUGUGGAAAGAGCUUCAGUCGUAGUGGAAGUCUACGCACCCAUCAAAGGAUUCACACAGGGGAGAAGCCACAUACAUGCAUGGAAUGUGGAAAGAGAUUCAGUGAGAGUGGACAUCUGCGCACCCAUCAAAGGACUCACACAGGAGAGAAGCCACAUACAUGCAUGGAAUGUGGAAAGAGCUUCAGUCGGAGUGGAAGUCUACGCACCCAUCAAAGGAUUCACACAGGGGAGAAGCCACAUACAUGCAUGGAAUGUGGAAAGAGAUUCAGUGAGAGUGGACAUCUGCGCACCCAUCAAAGGACUCACACAGGGGAGAAGCCAUAUAAAUGCAUGGAAUGUGGAAAGAGCUUCAGUAAGAGUGGAAAUCUACACACCCAUCAGAGGACCCACACAAGGGAGAAGCCACAUACAUGCAUGGAAUGUGGAAAGAGCUUCAGUAAGAGUGGAAAUCUACGCACCCAUCAAAGGACUCACACAGGAGAGAAGCCACAUACAUGCAUGGAAUGUGGAAAGAGCUUCAGUCGGAGUGACUAUCUACGUUCCCAUCAAAGGACUCACACAGGAGAGAAGCCACAUACAUGCAUGGAAUGUGGAAAGAGCUUCAGUGAGAGUGGAGAUCUGCAUAUCCAUCAAAGGAUUCACACAGGGGAGAAGCCACAUACAUGCAUGGAAUGUGGAAAGAGCUUCAGUAAGAGUGGACAUCUGCGUAUCCAUCAAAGGACUCACACAGGAGAGAAGCCACAUACAUGCAUGGAAUGUGGAAAGAGAUUCAGUGAGAGUGGACAUCUGCGUAUCCAUCAAAGGACUCACACAGGAGAGAAGCCACAUACAUGCAUGGAAUGUGGAAAGAGCUUCAGUCAGAGUGGACAUCUGCGUAUCCAUCAAAGGAUCCACACAGGGGAGAAGCCACAUAAAUGCAUGGAAUGUGGAAAGAGCUUCAGUCGGAGUGGAGAUCUAUGCACCCAUCAAAGGACUCACACAGGAGAGAAGCCACAUACAUGCAUGGAAUGUGGAAACAGCUUCAGUAAGAGUGGACAUCUGCGUACCCAUCAAAGGAUGCACACAGGGGAGAAGCCACAUAAAUAGGGCAAGUGCAAAGAAGCCAGAAUGUUUGUCCAAAGAACUUCUAACGACUAUGACUUAAAAUAGACAUGAACAGGAAGUGGAAGGGGAAGAAAUCACAAAAUCAUAUAACCAUAGAGUUGGAAGAGACCUCAUGGGUCAUCUAGUCCAACCCCCUGCCAAGAAGCAGGAAAUUGCAUUCAAAGCACCCCGGACAGAUGGCCAUCCAGCCUCUGCUUAAAAGCCUCCAAAGAAGGUUCCACAGCUGAACUGCUCUCACAGUGAGGAACUUCUUCCUUAUGUUCAGGUGGAAUCCCCUUUCCUGUAUUUUGAAGCCAUUAUUCUGCAUCCUAGUUUGCAGAGCAGCAGAUAACAAGCUUGCUCCCUCCUCCUUAUGGGAUUUUGGCCUGCAUAAAUAGGGGCAGAGUGUCUAGAUCCAGGGAAGUCAUGCUCCCCCUCUAUUCUGCCUUGGUCAGACCACUUUACCUGGAAUCACACUGUGUCUAAUUCUGGGCACUGCAAUUGAAAGGAGAUGUUGAAAAGCUGGAAGGUGUCCAGAGGAGGGCAACUAAAAUGAUCAAGGGUCUGGAGAUUAAGCCCUAUGGGGAGCGGCUUAAAGAUCUGGGCAUGUUUAGCCUGCAGAAGAGUAGGCUGAGAGAAGAAUGAAUAAAUGCAUGUACAAGUAUAUAUGAAAAUAUCAAUCUGGGUUUGUAAAAGGAAGACAAAUGUCACGUUUGAUAGGAAGAGUAUUAAACAAAAUAUGUGUGUCUCAAGAGAGGAAGUUAAAAGUGGGGAUACUAGCAUUAGAUAUAUUUAAUGCUUUGAUUGUGUAACAUGGCAGAUAAUAAGUGAGAUUAUGAAUUAAUUUGGAAUGGGAAGUAGAAUAAAAGGAUGAUUAGAACCAUUUUAUUUGCUAUGGUGAUAGAAUUAUUUGCAAACGCCAUCCAAAAAGGUAAGAAUGUAGAAGGUGUAGGAAUAAAGGAAAAGCAGAAGGUGAGCUUAUUUGCUGAUGACACAUUGUUAUUGAUUAAAUAUCUGGGUAGGUCAAAUGGAUAGGAGAGAGGAUCAUUGAAAGAUAUUUGGGAAAACAACGGGUUUAUAUUAUACAAAGAAAAAAGAAAAAGACUUUAUAGAACAGAGCCAUACGGGAAUUAGAAUCAAGAACAAACUAAAAUACCUGGGAGUAAGUAUAACAAAGGACUUAAAAGAAAUAGAAGAGGUAAAUGUAGUAGCAUUGAGAAAAAUAGUUCACCCCACCUUUCUCCACCCCAAAGGAGACUCAUUUGGACAAAUGAUAAAUACUGUAAUGGCAGUCAAAGAAAUUGACUAAACAAAUUACAGAACAGAUCUCAAAAAGAAGAAGGAUUAGCGCUUCCUCAUAUGAAAAAAUAUUAUAAAGCAAACAGACUGAGAUUGGUUAUACAAGGAAUGAUGAAAAGGAGGAUGUAGAAUAGUUAAUAAUGGAUUCAGGAAAAGUGGAGGAAGAAAUUCGGUAUAGGUUUUAAAAUAGUUUAUGAGAAAAAAAAAUUAGGUAAACUGGGAACCCAAUGUUGAGUAAUGCAGUAGAAAUAUGGAACAAAUACAGGAGAAAGUUAAUAACAGAUGGCUCAAUAAUAACCCCAAUUAUAAUGGAAAAGCCAUUUAAAAAAAAUAAUAUAUAUAUAUGAUGGAUAAAAAAAUUAAGGGGAAAAACUUAGAUAAAAUAGGGGAUUGGCCAAAGGUUGGAAUGAAGAAAGAAAAGAUUAGGAACAUAAAAAUUUGAAAGGAAUAUCCAGUAAAAUUUCUAAAAUAUUAAUUGAAAAAAACAAAGGAAAAGUAAAGAAUAACACCUUCAAGAAGAUUUGGAAAGAAGAUAUAGGAAUGAAAAUCAAUGAAACAGAGGGGUUACAAUUAUGGGGACAAAGACACUUGAAAAAUAUAUCCAUAUGUGUUAAAGAAAAUUAUUAUUUAGUUGAUAUGGAAAUGGUACCUCACACCCAUAAGAAUAGGAAAUAUAAAUAAAAACUACUCAAACAAUUGCUGGAGAGGAUGCCAAGAAUCGGGAACAUACAUACAUAUGUGGUGGCAGUGUCAAUAUAGAAAUAAUUUCUGGGGAAAAGUAUUAAGAGAGAUAGACACAAUGAACAUUCAAAUAGAAAGAAGUCUUAGCAUGGCUUUAUUCUCAUUAUAUAAUAAUAAACAGUUGGAAAAAGAGGACAAAGAUGCGAUAACAAACGCAUUAACAAUUGCAAGACUGCUUAUAGCAAGGAAUUGGAAAAGGGAAAUAAAUAUAGAGAUAGAAGAAUGGUAUAAGGAAGUAUGGAAACUGGGAAGAAAUGAUAGGUUGACGUGGAGAGGGAUUUAGAAACAAAGUGGUUGUGAUGAUGUCUGGAGAAAAUGUAUUGGAAGAGGAUUCACAAAGAAAGAGGGAAAAUUACCUCCUCAAGAGGGAAUGAAAAGGAAUUUUGGACAGAUGAUAAAUAAAAAAGUGACUUAGGGGAGAGAACACGGUGGUGAGGGUAAGAAAUCUGUAUAAGCGUGAAAAUAACAGUAGAUGCCAAAUGUUAAUGUAUUGUAGAUUGUACUGAAUAUAAUGUGGCUGCUGUAAAAGGAUGUACGAAUUUUUUUAAAAAAAAUAAUAAAUGUAUUUGUAAUUUGUAUAAA
Molecule: messenger RNA, 11035 nt
Organism: Anolis carolinensis (green anole)
Lineage: Eukaryota; Metazoa; Chordata; Lepidosauria; Squamata; Anolidae
Product: zinc finger protein 239-like
Exons: 4
Coding region: 5751-8474 (907 amino acids)
Biological process (GO): regulation of transcription by RNA polymerase II; urogenital system development; embryo development
Cellular component (GO): nucleus
Molecular function (GO): DNA-binding transcription factor activity, RNA polymerase II-specific; RNA polymerase II cis-regulatory region sequence-specific DNA binding
Source: RefSeq, a predicted model, not a curated record